UCGCUAGGAAGUGGCAGACAAUACCUGGAGGUGACAGCGUCACUCACUCUCCACUUUGUUUCAGGAUCACCACCAAGACUGUAGUAUGCAGAGACUAAUAUUGAUGCUGCUUGUGUUUUCUAUCUGCAUCACCAAAGGAAGUUUUAAAUCAUGUCCAAAAUUACCAGUGCAAAGAAAUUUCACUCUAAGUGAGUUUAUGGGAUUAUGGUAUGAAAUUGAAGCUCUUCAUCCACAUUCCGAUAAAGGAAGUUGCAUCACACACACAUUUGCUAAAACCUCCACCCUUUGGAUCUCUGUUAACACUACAGAGAAGCGGGAUGAUGAGAAAAGAAUACUUUACAUAGGAGAGUUAUUUGUAGCUCGUCUGAAUGAAACAGCUAAUCUUAAAAUACGGUUUCAACAUGGUAUACACAUGGAAUUCUUUAGUUUAGAAUCAGACAAAUUUGAGUUUAUCCCAUACCAGAUUUUAGCCUCUGACUAUAAAAGUUAUUCGCUGGUCUACUCCUGUACUCAGCAUUCUCUAUCUCCCACAAUCUAUGCAUGGAUAUUGUCAAGACAUGCACAACUAGACGAAAGUAUCAUCGAACAACUGAAAAAUAUUCUGAUAAGUCAUGAAAUCAACAUUAAUAAAAUGGAAACAGUCGAUCAAGUGAAUUGCCCUUAAUAAAGAAGUGGUCAUAAACCAUACAAAUCAACAUUUUAAACUGUUAUAAAAAUGAAUUGUUUUAGUUUAUGUAAUUGCACAUCACAACUGAGUUAAUGUAUCUAGAAUGACAUAUUAUAUGCUAAGGUUUCUUGUGUGGACUAUGAAUUGUGCGAAUUUAUUUUUACUGAAAGUGAAAGUCAUAAUAAGUAUCCAAGUUAUCAUUAGUUGUCAAUAUUUGUCCCCAUUUGAAGUAAUGUGACUAUCAAAACAUCUAUACUGUUUUAAAGCUCUGAUUCAUACAUCACGGGAAUUUAUUGAGCCAAAUUACAAGGGGCUUGGCUGAGGUCAUGUUAUCAACGAGAGAGGCAUAAGCUGAUGACUGACUUAUUUAGUACUGAUGUGCAUGAAAAUAAUGAACCUGAUGAUUUAGACUGUACAACCCAUCUCUUCCUUGGUAGUUGUGAUUUAACAUGUCAUUAACAUGUCAAAACGUGAAUGGGCAACUUCUCACCCUCUCACUCUGCUGUAAACCAUGCAUUCAACACUGCUUGCUUGUUUUAGAAACUGCCUUAUAAUGCAUUAGGUAUAUUUUCCAGAGAGUAAAGUUGUAUGUCAUCGCUAUCCAUAAAUAAUAUUAAUUUUCAUGGAAAUGAAAAUUAAAAAGUCUCCAAGACA
Chiloscyllium plagiosum (whitespotted bambooshark) is the source of this 1321-nucleotide messenger RNA. Its product is annotated as apolipoprotein D-like. The record is from RefSeq and is a predicted model, not a curated record. Gene Ontology annotation, molecular function: pigment binding. NCBI's taxonomy places the organism in Eukaryota, Metazoa, Chordata, Chondrichthyes, Orectolobiformes, Hemiscylliidae. Gene Ontology annotation, biological process: response to reactive oxygen species; lipid metabolic process. Gene Ontology annotation, cellular component: cytoplasm.